AUGGUAGUACGUUUGUCGUCCUUAUUAUUGUACGACAUACGUCGUCACUCGUCCAUCGCCCGUCGGCUAAAUGUGUUUUUUGAUCAGCGGGCGUCCCACCGCGUACGAAAAACCAGAGAUAUUACUGUAAAGAACAGCUUCUCCCGGGUGGUACGCCGCACACAGACGGUGUACACUGUACCGACUGGUACGGCACACGGACCGACCGAGACGGGCCACCACCACCACCACCUUGCGAACGAAGACGGACGUCGCGUCGUCGCGCAGUCCGGCACCGAUAGCGUCGCAACCGUAAAAACUCGGCGGCACCACCACCACGACGACGAGACCGCACCGUGCGAGAACCGUCGUCAUCACCAGUCACCACCGCCACCGCGCGUCGUCUUCGGCGUAGUAGUUGUAGCACAGUCGUUCGGCGGAGUAGGAGAACGCGUCGAGACUUGA
Molecule: messenger RNA, 444 nt
Organism: Macrosiphum euphorbiae (potato aphid)
Lineage: Eukaryota; Metazoa; Arthropoda; Insecta; Hemiptera; Aphididae
Source: the annotation of a GenBank genome assembly